UGGGGCAAAAAAAUUGAGGAAGGAGUCACAAAUUUAUCGGGGAAGUCACACAAAAUUUUGAUGGGUCACCUGAGAAGGUAGGCGUCCAUGGAUUCGCUGCAGCAGUGGCUGAGUAUCUUGCAGUGGACAAGACUCAGCAGAUCCUCCAGCUCCAGCCUACGUAUAAUUCUCAGGCCCAUCUUGCUGGAGUCCCCGAGCGGCUGGCGAGGCUCCGGACUCAGCAAGAACCAGACCUCCAGCAGUUUCUCGGCUCCCUCG
This is a messenger RNA of Geodia barretti, 258 nucleotides long. Lineage: Eukaryota; Metazoa; Porifera; Demospongiae; Tetractinellida; Geodiidae. The record is from the annotation of a GenBank genome assembly.